This is a messenger RNA of Rhinolophus ferrumequinum (greater horseshoe bat), 3306 nucleotides long. RefSeq names its product mannosidase alpha class 2C member 1 (gene MAN2C1). The transcript has 26 exons. The coding region runs from base 84 to 3212 and encodes 1042 amino acids. Gene Ontology annotation, molecular function: alpha-mannosidase activity; carbohydrate binding. Gene Ontology annotation, biological process: oligosaccharide catabolic process; mannose metabolic process. Lineage: Eukaryota; Metazoa; Chordata; Mammalia; Chiroptera; Rhinolophidae. The record is from RefSeq and is a predicted model, not a curated record.
GGCGCCUCGGGACGCCGGAACCUUUGGUUCCAGCCCGCGCUGGCAGCGCCCGGGGCUUUCCCGAGAGGACUGGGCGCGUGGCGAUGGCGGCGGUGGUGUCCCCGGCUCUGAAGCACUGGCGCACUACGCUGGAGCGGGUGGAGAAGUUCGUGUCGCCGCUCUAUUUUACCGACUGUAAUCUCCGCGGCAGGCUCUUCGGGAACAGCUGCCCGGUGUCCGCGCUCUCCAGCUUCCUGACCCCGGAGAGGCUUCCCUACCAGGAGGCAGUCCAGCAGGACUUCCGCCCCGCGCAGGUCGGCGACAGCUUCGGACCCACAUGGUGGACCUGUUGGUUCCGGGUGGAGCUGACCAUCCCGGAGGCAUGGGUGGGUCAGGAAGUUCACCUUUGCUGGGAAAGUGAUGGAGAAAGCCUGGUGUGGCAUGAUGGGGAACCUGUACAGGGUUUGACCAAAGAGGGAGAGAAGACCAGCUAUGUCCUGACUGACAGGCUGGGGGCAGGAGACCCCCGGAGCCUGACCCUCUAUGUGGAAGUAGCCUGCAAUGGGCUCCUGGGGGCUGGCAAGGGCACCAUGAUCGCAGCCCCUGACCCAGGGAAGAUGUUCCAGGUGAGCCGGGCCGAGCUGGCCGUCUUCCACCGGGAUGUCCAUAAGCUCCUGGUGGACCUGGAGCUGCUGCUGGGCAUAGCCAAGGGCCUCGGGGAGGACAGCCAGCGCAGCUUCCAGGCGCUGUACACAGCCAACCAGAUCGUGAACGUGUGCGAUCCUACCCAGCCCCAGACCUUCCCGAUGGCCCAGGACCUGGCCUCCAGGUUCUUUGGCCAGCGUGGAGGUGAAAGCCAACAUACCAUCCAUGCCACAGGGCACUGCCACAUUGAUACAGCCUGGCUGUGGCCCUUCAAGGAGACUGUGCGGAAAUGUGCCCGGAGUUGGGUGACAGCCGUGCGGCUCAUGGAGCGGAACCCUGAGUUCAUCUUUGCCUGCUCUCAGGCGCAGCAGCUGGAGUGGGUGAAGACGCACUACCCUGGCCUACACGCCCGGCUCCAGGAGUUCGCCUGCCGCGGGCAGUUCGUGCCUGUGGGGGGCACCUGGGUGGAGAUGGAUGGGAACCUGCCCAGUGGAGAGGCCAUGGUGAGGCAGUUCCUCCAGGGCCAGAGAUUCUUCCUGCAGGAGUUUGGGAAGAUAUGUUCCGAGUUCUGGCUGCCGGACACAUUUGGCUACUCAGCUCAGCUCCCCCAGAUCAUGCGCGGCUGUGGCAUCAGGCACUUCCUGACCCAGAAACUGAGCUGGAACUUGGUGAACUCCUUCCCGCACCAUACCUUUUUCUGGGAGGGGCUGGAUGGCUCCCGUGUGCUGACCCACUUCCCACCCGGUGACUCAUACGGAAUGGAGGGCAGUGUGGAGGAGGUGCUGAAGACAGUGGCCAAAAACCGGGACAAAGGGCGGACCAACCACAGUGCCUUCCUCUUUGGCUUUGGGGAUGGGGGCGGUGGACCCACCCAGACCAUGGUGGACCGCUUGAAACGACUGUGCAAUACAGAUGGGCUGCCCAGGGUGCAGCUGUCUUCUCCUGGGCGACUCUUCUCGGCGCUGGAGAGUGACUCGGGGCAGCUGUGCACGUGGGUCGGGGAGCUCUUCCUGGAGCUGCAUAACGGCACCUACACCACCCACGCUCAGAUCAAGAAAGGGAACCGGGAGUGUGAGCGCGUCCUGCACGACGUGGAACUGCUCAGCAGCCUAGCCCUAGCCCGCAGUGUCCACUUCCUGUACCCGGCAGCCCAGCUGCAGGACCUCUGGAGGCUCCUGCUGCUGAACCAGUUCCAUGACGUGGUGACGGGAAGUUGCAUUCAGCUGGUAGCAGAGGAGGCCAUGUCACACUACCAAGACAUCCGUUCUCAUGGCAACACACUGCUCAGCACGGCAGCCGCAGCCCUAUGUGCUGGGGAGCCAGGUCCUGAGGGUCUCCUCAUUGUCAACACACUGCCCUGGAAACGCACUGAAGUGCUGGCCCUGCCCAGGCCUGGCGGGGCCCACAGCCUAGCCCUGGUGACAGUGCCCAGCAUGGGCUAUGCUCCUGCGCCUGCCCCCAACUCACUGCAGCCCCUCCUGCCCCAGCAGCCUGUGUUUGUCCUGCAAGAGACUGAUGGUUCUGUGACUCUGGACAAUGGCAUCAUCCGAGUGAGGUUGGAGCCCACCGGCCGCCUGACAUCCCUGCUGCUGGUGGCCUCUGGCAGGGAGGCCAUUGCUGAGGGUGCCUUGGGGAACCAGUUUGUGCUGUUUGAUGAUGUCCCCCUCUACUGGGACGCGUGGGACGUCAUGGACUACCACCUGGAGACACGGAAGCCAGUGCUGGGCCAGGCAGGGACCCUGGCAGUGGGCACUGAGGGCGGUGUGCGGGGCAGCGCCUGCUUCCUGCUGCAGAUCAGCCCCAACAGUCGGCUCAGCCAGGAGGUCGUCCUGGACGUGGGCUGCCCCUAUGUCCGCUUCCGCACGGAGGUGCACUGGCACGAGGCCCACAAGUUCCUGAAGGUGGAGUUCCCUGCUCGUGUGCGGAGCCCCCAGGCCACCUAUGAGGUCCAGUUCGGACACCUGCAGCGGCCCACCCACUACAACACGUCUUGGGACUGGGCACGAUACGAGGUGUGGGCGCACCGCUGGAUGGAUCUGUCAGAGCACGGCUUCGGGCUGGCCCUGCUCAACGACUGCAAGUACGGCGCCUCGGUGCGCGGCAGCGUCCUCAGCCUGUCGCUCUUGCGGGCGUCCAAGGCCCCCGACGCCACUGCCGACAUGGGGCGCCACGAGUUCACCUACGCGCUGAUGCCGCACGAGGGCUCCUUCCAGGACGCUGGCGUUAUCCGCGCGGCCUACAGCCUCAAUUUCCCACUGUUGGCGCUGCCCGCCCCGGGCCCGGCGCCCGCCACGGCCUGGAGUGCCUUCUCGGUGUCCUCGCCAGCGGUCGUGCUGGAGACCGUCAAGCAGGCUGAGACUAGUCCCCAGGGUCGCACGCUGGUCCUCAGGCUGUACGAGGCCCAUGGUAGCCACGUGGACUGCUGGCUGCACACAUCGCUGCCGGUUCAGGAGGCCGUCCUCUGCGACCUCCUGGAACAGCGCGACCCUGCUGGCCACUUGCCCCUUAGGGAGGCCAGCCUGAAGCUCACCUUUUCUCCCUUCCAAGUGCGAUCCCUAUUGCUCACACUGCAGCCCCCACUGAACUGAGUCCCUGAGGGUGGGGUUUGUUUGUGGAAGGCUCUCCUUUUUGCCUCCCCAGUCUGAAGCAAGGACGAGUUGCCUCUAGAACAAUAAAUCCUUG